AUGAGUCAAUUAAACGACGGUGAAAAUGGCUGGAUAGAGAAUUGUAUAAACAAUCGAAUUAUUAAGCUCUACCAGUUCAGUACGUCUGAAAUUCAAAAAGGGCGUGCGACUAUCGAGGAAUCCGGCAGCAUGGUCGUACUUCAAGCAAUCCUCCAAUUUCGCGAUAUCGGACAGACGCACUUUUAUAACAGUAAGGAAUUUGCCGCCGAGACUUCAGAUACCGUACACGUUCAUAAUGGUACGGCAAAGAUUUCAGCUUUUGGCUUAUCCAGAUUAGAUCGAAAAUCAGCCAUUAACCUAAAACACAAUUCCGCUUAUACCGACGUACUGUACAGCAUCACACAAAAUUAUAAACAUAAUAAGAAAUCAGACGUGUACAGUCUUGGUGUACUACUUUGGGAGAUAUCCGGCGGUAUACCAUCAUCCGAUUCUGACCUCAACAAAUUGACACCAGUAGAAGGCACACCUGAUGACUAUAUCGAGUUAUAUAAACAAUGUCGCGACAGGGAUCUCGUUAAACGACUAACAUGUAAGGAAAUACUUCGUAAACUAGAAGACAUUUUAAGAAGAAAUGACUUAAUGAAGAUUGAUAAUGAAGAUCUAAUUUUAAGACCGUCUGAAAACCAUCUUUACACAACAUGGCUUCUCACAAUUAUCGAAAAGCAAACAACAAGAGGAAGAAUAGACCAUCACGCACGUAACUUUGUCAUCAACUGGCUCACUAACAACAAUUACGACGUAGAGAACAUUCUGAACACCCUGAGGCGGCAUGAUGAAACAUGUGGACAUUGCUGUGCUUUGAUCGGAUUUUUCUACCAUGUUGGGGUUGGAACAAGUGCAGCAAGUGCUGGAUUUGUAAAGGAUAUGCCAGAGUCAAAGAUACGAUGGAUGAUGGAUAAGGCGAUGAUAGGAUGA
Molecule: messenger RNA, 915 nt
Organism: Paraglomus occultum
Lineage: Eukaryota; Fungi; Glomeromycota; Glomeromycetes; Paraglomerales; Paraglomeraceae
Source: the annotation of a GenBank genome assembly